Scomber japonicus (chub mackerel) is the source of this 2451-nucleotide messenger RNA. It is a transcript of the gene aifm1, whose product is annotated as apoptosis inducing factor mitochondrion associated 1. Gene Ontology annotation, molecular function: NAD(P)H oxidase H2O2-forming activity; FAD binding; protein dimerization activity. The transcript is spliced from 17 exons. The record is from RefSeq and is a predicted model, not a curated record. The coding region runs from base 137 to 2032 and encodes 631 amino acids. Gene Ontology annotation, cellular component: mitochondrion; cytoplasm. NCBI's taxonomy places the organism in Eukaryota, Metazoa, Chordata, Actinopteri, Scombriformes, Scombridae. Gene Ontology annotation, biological process: mitochondrial respiratory chain complex assembly; apoptotic process.
UCUGGCCUUGACGUGUAGCGCGGUGCUGCUGCUGUGUGCGGGCUGUAGGAUUAGAUAAACUGUAAACUAGCAACAUUUAACCCGUCCGACAUACCGGCCACUAAACUGGGAACCGUUAGAGCGGAGCUGAGCCACCAUGCUGAAAUGUAGGACUGUAUGGAAAAAGCUUGCUCCUCUUGCUAGAGCCUCGUCCACUGUGUGCCGGCAGAAUUUGAGAAGAGCAGGGUUGAACAACGGCAGAAUACCAGCAUGUGUUCCUGCGGCUCACAUGUCCACUGGGCCUGCAGGGGGAGGAAGGCAAAACCAACUGUACGCCCUCUUGGUCGGGGCAGCCGGCCUUGGUGGAACGAUAUAUGCAUACCAAACUGUCAAAGGAGACAAAAAGCGAUAUCAGGAGCGUCUUGAUGAAAUAGCAUCAAGACCAUACAAACAAGCCACAGAAGAGGCAGCUGUACCCACCCAGACAGAUGCUCCCGCUGUCUCUGAGCCAGAAGCAGCACCUUCACCAAAGAAGUCGAGCCCUGCGGAAAAGACUGAACUUCCCCCAGGAGUGGCCUCUGCAACUGCCCUAACCAAGAUCCCCUCACAUGCCCCAUAUCUCCUUAUUGGUGGAGGUACUGCCUCUUUUGCUGCGGCCCGGUCCAUUCGAGCCAGAGACCCCGGUGCCAAGGUAUUGAUUGUAACUGAUGAGGCAGACCUUCCAUACAUGAGACCACCUCUUUCUAAGGAACUGUGGUUCUCUGAUGACUCCAGUGUGGCGGAAACACUGCGUUUCAAACAGUGGAAUGGAAAGGAAAGAAGUAUCUACUUCCAGCCCCCAUCAUUCUACAUUAAUCCUGAAGAAUUGGAAAGUGCAGAGAAUGGGGGAGUGGCUGUUCUUAAUGGCAAAAAGGUGGUUCACAUGGAUGUGAGAGGAAACAAAGUCAAACUGGAUGAUAAUACUGAGAUUUCAUAUGACAAGUGCUUGAUUGCUACCGGCGGUGUGCCAAGAAAUCUGCAGGUCAUUGAAAGAGGAGGAGAUGAGGUGAUGAAGAGGACAACUUUGUUCCGCAAGAUCAAUGACUUCAAAUCACUGGAUAAAGUCUCCAGAAACGUUGAGUCCAUCACAAUCAUUGGAGGAGGCUUCUUGGGCAGCGAGCUGGCCUGUGCCCUCGGCAGGAGAUGUAAUGAGUCUGACCUGGAGGUGAUACAGAUGUUCCCAGAGAAGGGCAACAUGGGAAAAGUGCUGCCUGAGUAUCUGAGCAACUGGACAACAGAAAAAGUCAAGAAAGAGGGCGUGAAAGUUAUCUCAGAAGCUUUAGUAAAAUCCGUGACCUACAAGAAUGAUAAGUUAGAAAUCAAACUGAAGGAUGGCCGAAUGGUGAAAACUGAUCACAUUGUUGCAGCUGUUGGCCUGGAGCCUAAUGUUGACCUUGCCAAGUCAGCAGGUCUGGAGGUGGACUCUGACUUUGGUGGCUAUCGGGUCAAUGCAGAGCUGCAAGCCAGGUCCAAUAUUUGGGUGGCAGGAGAUGCUUCUUGUUUCUACGACAUCAGGCUGGGCCGCAGGCGGGUGGAGCACCACGAUCACGCUGUUGUGAGUGGUAGACUAGCAGGAGAGAACAUGACGGGAGCCAACAAACCUUACUGGCAUCAGUCUAUGUUCUGGAGCGACCUGGGUCCUGACGUAGGCUACGAGGCGAUUGGGAUCGUUGACAGCAGCCUACCAACAGUAGGAGUGUUUGCCAAAGCCACUGCCAAGGAUACACCUAAAGCUGCUACUGAGAAGUCUGGUACUGGGAUCCGCUCAGAAAGUGAAACAGAGGAUGUAGCCACAAGCCCAGCGGCCUCUUCAACACCCGCCCCCCUUGCGCAGCCACACAAAGACGACUAUGGCAAAGGAGUCAUCUUCUACCUAAGAGACAAAGUGGUGGUGGGCAUUGUCCUGUGGAAUGUCUUCAAUAGAAUGCCAGUCGCAAGAAAGAUCAUCAAGGAUGGAGAGGAACACGUGGAUCUGAAUGAAGUGGCCAAACUGUUCAACAUCCACGAGGACUAACACGGUGAAGGCUGAGACUCAUUACAGGAGGGGAGUUAAGCCUCAUGUGAAGACUGAACUUUGGCAGUCAUUGCCACACACUUUCAGACACAACUGAUCAUGCAUACAGAGGGGAGGCUCAAUGUAAAUUACGUCAUGUUGCUGAAAUAUUUUCAUAUUUGGAAUCUGAACCUGCUGCAUCAUUUUUUUUUUUUGUCUGUUUUUUUUCUAUUCAGGAGAAAUCACUGUCUCAUCUUCUUGCUGCCACCACUCUUUGCUCAUGUUUUUGUUUUUCAAGUCAUGGUCAAAGUGUGAUUGUCUGUUCGCUUUUCUGCACCAGGUUGAUAAUGUUCAGCAUGGAUUAUUGUUGUGUUCCUCUGUGUGUGAUCAGAGCAGCUUGUUGUGAGAAAAGCUGCAAUAAAAGCUAUUUUUAAAUUGGA